Molecule: messenger RNA, 970 nt
Organism: Myotis daubentonii (Daubenton's bat)
Lineage: Eukaryota; Metazoa; Chordata; Mammalia; Chiroptera; Vespertilionidae
Gene: S100A3
Product: S100 calcium binding protein A3
Molecular function (GO): transition metal ion binding; calcium-dependent protein binding; calcium ion binding
Source: RefSeq, a predicted model, not a curated record
GGAGAAACAUCAAUGAUGAGAGACAAUCAUUGAUUGGCUGCCUCCUGCAUGCCCCACACUGGGGAUUGAGCCCACCACCCGGGCAUGUGCCCUUCACCCGGGGCCCCUUCUGUCCAUAGGUCGAUGCUCUAUCCACUGAGCCAAACCGGCUAGGGCAGGGCUUCCCUUUUAACAGAACAAGGUACCCCUAUGCAGACCUUCUGUCUCAAGACCCCUACGAGCCAGGGGGAUGGCCUCAGAUGGGGAAGAUUAAAGAUAGGUAAAUACCUGAGCCGGCUUCCUGUUCAGGCCUUGAGGAUGGCUCGGCCUCUGGAGCAGGCGGUGGCUGCCAUCGUGUGCACCUUCCAGGAAUAUGCGGGGCGCUGCGGGGACAAGCACAAGCUCUGCCAGGCAGAGCUCAAGGAGCUGCUGCAGAAGGAGCUGCCCACCUGGCUGCCGACGGAGUUGCGGGAGUGUGACUACAAUAAAUUCAUGAGUCUUCUGGACACCAACAAGGAUUGCGAGGUGGACUUUGUGGAGUAUGUGCGCUCCCUUGCCUGCCUCUGCACCUACUGCCAUGACUACUUCAAGGAUUGUCCCCCGGAGCCCCCCUGCUCCCAGUAGCCUCAGCUCCAGCACUGCCCCCACAGGUCUGCUCCGAUCUGCUCCAUCUCUGCGCUGAGGUGGCCCUGGGCAUGACCCCCACACACUCCUCCCCGCUCCUCUGCACCCUCUCCAUCAGGAGACCCCUAGCGUUGCCCCUGAUAGCUUAACCCAUUUUGCUCACGGUGGGGGGCACAUGAAGGGACCUGUUCCCAGGACCACGGCGGGUGGUAUGCAGAGCAGCCACCCGCUGCCUCCCCACAGAGGCCCCAGACGGGCGGAGGUGGGGAUCUGCUCUGAGGCUGCCCAGGCCCGGCAGAGUGUGCAUGAAUGAAACCACAACAGGAACAGGCCUGCUUAACUCCUAAUAAAGAACUGGUGUCGCUUG